This is a messenger RNA of Eriocheir sinensis (Chinese mitten crab), 1362 nucleotides long. Its product is annotated as actin, muscle-like. Lineage: Eukaryota; Metazoa; Arthropoda; Malacostraca; Decapoda; Varunidae. The record is from RefSeq and is a predicted model, not a curated record. The transcript has 2 exons. Gene Ontology annotation, biological process: mitotic cytokinesis. Bases 184 to 1314 code for a protein of 376 amino acids.
CAGGGGACACUAUAUAUACGAGCAGCGGUCACAUUACGCAGGGGACGGACACCUUACCACGCUGUCAGUUGCUGCGGCUCGGGUAGGUCGGUCGCAGUAGCAGGCCGUUGAGGAGCUGGUGGAUUCCCUCGCUUUGCUACUUCUUGUCUCCACUUCCGAAACAGAUAAGCACAUCUUAGCAUCAUGUGUGACGACGACACCACCGCGCUGGUCUGCGACAAUGGCUCCGGCCUCUGCAAAGCUGGCUUCGCCGGCGACGACGCUCCCCGAGCUGUCUUCCCCUCCAUCGUCGGCCGCCCUCGUCACCAGGGUGUGAUGGUCGGCAUGGGUCAGAAGGACGCCUAUGUCGGAGACGAGGCCCAGAGCAAGCGAGGUAUCCUGACUCUCAAAUACCCCAUCGAGCACGGCAUCAUCACCAACUGGGACGACAUGGAGAAGGUCUGGCACCACACCUUCUACAACGAGCUCCGCGUUGCCCCUGAAGAGUCCCCAACACUGCUGACGGAGGCUCCCCUCAACCCAAAGGCCAAUCGUGAGAAGAUGACCCAAAUUAUGUUCGAGACAUUCAGCUGCCCUGCCAUGUACGUGGCCAUCCAAGCCGUGCUGUCCCUGUACGCCUCUGGCCGUACCACUGGUAUCGUACUGGACUCUGGCGACGGUGUAUCACACACUGUCCCCAUCUAUGAAGGCUAUGCUCUACCACACGCCAUCAUGCGUCUGGACCUGGCUGGCCGUGACCUGACUGCAUAUCUGAUGAAGAUCAUGACAGAGCGAGGCUACUCCUUCACCACUACUGCCGAACGUGAAAUAGUUCGUGACGUCAAGGAAAAGUUGUGCUAUGUUGCACUGGACUUCGAGAAUGAAAUGGCACAAGCCGCUGCCUCAACGUCGCUGGAGAAGUCCUACGAGUUACCAGACGGUCAGAUCAUUACCAUUGGCAACGAACGAUUCCGUGCUCCUGAAUCUAUGUUCCAGCCGUCUUUCCUGGGUAUGGAAUCAUGUGGCGUACAUGAGACUGUCUACAACUCUAUCAUGAAGUGUGAUGUGGACAUCAGGAAGGACCUUUACGCUAACACCGUCAUGUCUGGCGGAACCACCAUGUACCCUGGUAUUGCUGACCGCAUGCAGAAGGAAAUCACCACUCUGGCGCCCUCCACCAUCAAGAUCAAGAUCAUUGCUCCUCCUGAGCGCAAGUACUCCGUCUGGAUCGGUGGCUCCAUCCUUGCCUCUCUGUCCACCUUCCAGACCAUGUGGAUCACCAAGGAAGAAUAUGAAGAGUCUGGCCCUGGAAUUGUGCACCGAAAAUGUUUUUAAUUUAUACUUGAAAGUCUUUUGGUCCAUAUAAUAUACUGACUAAUGAAC